Messenger RNA from Macroventuria anomochaeta, 726 nucleotides. RefSeq lists its product as uncharacterized. Lineage: Eukaryota; Fungi; Ascomycota; Dothideomycetes; Pleosporales; Didymellaceae. The coding region runs from base 1 to 726 and encodes 241 amino acids. The transcript has 2 exons. The record is from RefSeq and is a predicted model, not a curated record.
AUGGCAUCCAAAGCAUCAAACACACUCAAACCACAAGUCGAGUCUGAGCCGACAAGCGAGCAACAAACUUCGCAACCCCAACAGCCCUCUUCAGACACUGAGACAUCUACACAACACGCCCCACUCCCCCUACCAGAGCCCACCUCCGACGCAACGAAACUCAAUGUUAACGGUGAGGGCGUCAAACUGGAUCACCUAGGGCCGCUUGUUGUAAACAAGGACGGCACGCUUUCGAGGAUUGCGAAUUGGGAUAAGAUGGCGGAGAUUGAGAAGCAGAACACGCUGAGGAUUUUGGGGAAGAGGAAUCAGCUGAGGUUAGGCGAUCUGAGGGGAGAAGGGAAGGAGGAGCGCUUCAUCCAAGAUCCAUUCCUGUUCAUAGCGAAAUGGAUGUACGCCCACCAGCCGCCCAUCACUCCUCCACAUGCACGUAACCCCAUCAAGAUAGUCUGCAUAUCCGACACCCAUACUGUGCAAACCCCCCCACCCCCCGGCAAAAUCCUCAUUCACACCGGCGACCUCACCAUCCACGGGACAUUCCCCGACUUACAACGCCAGUUGAACUGGCUCAGCGGAUUGACGCACAAGCAUAAGCUCGUCAUAGCAGGGAACCACGAUUUACUGCUUGCGACAAGCUGCUACUCCGCCCCAGCAGAGCUUUUCAAGGGGAGUGGGAGCGAGUGGCAGAGGAAGGGCGAUCUAAACCGGCCCGCCACCAGCUACGUUUAG